This is a messenger RNA of Alnus glutinosa, 1408 nucleotides long. RefSeq lists its product as uncharacterized. The transcript is spliced from 10 exons. NCBI's taxonomy places the organism in Eukaryota, Viridiplantae, Streptophyta, Magnoliopsida, Fagales, Betulaceae. The record is from RefSeq and is a predicted model, not a curated record. The coding region runs from base 131 to 1264 and encodes 377 amino acids.
CCCACCCACAUGGAACCAAAACUUCCUCAUGUUUCUGGUGCACAACCCCAUCCAAACUCAGUGGCAGUGGCAUAUAUAAUCAAGAGCAAAGUCCCUUUACAUCAUUACAUGCUCUGACAUAGCUCAAAAAAUGUCACCAAUGGCAGUUCUAGCACCUGGGUCUUUGUCUCACUCGCCAGUACUAACUUCUAAGUCUUUUGCUCGACGGCCCAUGACGCAUUCAAGCUGUUUCAAUGUCAGUCCAAGGUUGUUUGCAAAUGAGAGUGGACAUUUGUUGGUUUUCCACUUCUUCAGACUCUCAACUUUCAGGAUUAGAAGCUUUCAGCAGGAUGAUUCAGGGAGUUAUGAGGAUGCUAGAUCCAAAGACGUUUUAGAUGAAGGAGAUAGUUUAACUGAUGUGGUGCUUGGAAAUGGGAAUAAUGGACAUACUGGUGCAGGGAGUUCAUUCCUGGCUAAAAUAGCAAUUGUGCUGGGCAUAGCUGCAAUAGCCACAGUGAUAUCCAUUGGCCUCAAGCAGCCUGUUCUUGGAUCGUCACUUGGAAUUCAGUUUCUGGCUGAAGGUUCAUCCUCUUCAGUAAUGGCUGCACCCCCUGUUGGUUUUACUUUCAAAGCUUUUGGAUACAGAGUUAUACUUCCAGAAUAUGCACCAGGAUGGAUCUACUUUUGGUUACUUAUGGCUGCUGGAUGUGGACUUUUCAUUAGUGAAGAGGCUCUAAAUAUUUGGGUUGGCAUAACUUUAGCUCGAAUGCUAUCUUUGGAUGGGACGUGGCAAUCUUUUGCUGAAUCUUUCUCGAGAAAUAUUCCAUACAUAACAUCCACUGUUCUGUGGGUCUACUGGGGAGUUUGCAUCAGUGAUCUGAUACCAUUUUAUCUAGGGAAGCUUUUCAGGCAAUCUGGGGCAUCUGAUGAUGUUUGUUCGAGAUUAGGUAUUGGCAAAGAGAAGGCCUUAAGCAUUACUCGCUCGGUGCAAAAAUAUGGCAAUCUCACAGGCUUUGUAGAACGAUUUUCCCUAGGAGUGAGAAAUCCAACAGCUUUCCUGGCAGGGGCAAUGGGCAUAUCUCCAGAGUGCUUCUUUGCUGGAGUCUGUUGUGGUGGCUUGAUCACUCUUCCAAUUCAGUUAGGGAUAGGAUUCCUGUUGAGAGAGCGCCCUCUAUUUGCCCUUGCUACCGUUGCAACUGUGGUGGGAAUUUGGACUGUUUUCCCAUAUGCUGUGGCUGCUUCAACAGCAUUGUUCCUUUUCCUGCGACGCCGCUACUCCUCUUAAUCCUCAGGAUCAUUGCUUAAUUAAUUAGCUCCCGGAAAUAGAGGAUAAAAGCUUAGGAUAUUUACAUGUAUCAAGACAGUAGAUACAUAAAUUGUAACCCUAUUCUUUUUCAACAUAAUGAAAUUAGCCGGUCACUCUUAUACA